This is a messenger RNA of Alternaria atra, 930 nucleotides long. RefSeq lists its product as uncharacterized. NCBI's taxonomy places the organism in Eukaryota, Fungi, Ascomycota, Dothideomycetes, Pleosporales, Pleosporaceae. The transcript is spliced from 2 exons. Bases 1 to 930 code for a protein of 309 amino acids. The record is from RefSeq and is a predicted model, not a curated record. Gene Ontology annotation, molecular function: oxidoreductase activity.
AUGGCUACAGGAUUCGGAGACCUAAACAAUACGUCAGCCGAGCGGGCUCGAACUGAACUCGCUGUAGACUCAGCAUACGACGGCGUUUCUCUGGCGAUACCCUCCUCAGAAGACGAUGUCGACAUUCGAAAACGCUACAGACCGUUUCUGCUCGAUGGAGAAGAAGCGAAGCAGGAUUGGGUCGCCCAGCUCGAGCUCAGCACGGCGUUGAAAAUGGUGGACACACAGGUUCUUAAGCGUGGCGAUGACAGACUACGUGUUGUUGUCUUACACGGCAGCAUGCGACAAAGAUCGUAUUCGCGCUUAUUAGCGUACGAGGCCAGCCGAAUCCUCUUCCGGCUCGGCUGCGACGUCCGCAUGUACGACCCCGCCGGCCUGCCCGUCAAGGACGACGUCCACCACAACCAUGCCAAGGUGCAGGAGCUGCGGGAGCUCAGUAAAUGGAGUGAUGGACACAUCUGGAUCAGCCCGGAGCAGCAUGGCAUUCUUACAGCAGUAUUUAAGAACCAGAUCGACUGGAUACCCCUCUCUACGGGCUCCGUGCGCCCAACUCAAGGCCGCACCCUCGCCAUCGCCCAGGUAAACGGCGGCUCCCAGUCCUUCAACACGGUUAACGCGCUACGAAUCCUGGGUCGCUGGAUGCGCAUGUUCGCCAUUCCGAACCAGAGCUCCAUUCCUAUGGCAUACAAGCAGUUCACAGAAGAAGAGGAGGGAAGCAGGCUUAUGCCUAGCGGGAACAGGGAUAGGUUGGUGGAUUGCAUCGAGGAAUUCGUCAAGUACACAAUUGUCAUGAGGCCGCAUUUUGACCUCUUCGGGGACCGGUAUAGUGAGCGGGAGGAGAAGAGGGCGAAGCAGAAGAAGGAAGCAAAUAAGCCGGCGCUAGAUACGCAGCAUGCGGCCUUGUCAAAUGGCACAGGACCUACGAAUUGA